Molecule: messenger RNA, 1641 nt
Organism: Trypanosoma theileri
Lineage: Eukaryota; Euglenozoa; Kinetoplastea; Trypanosomatida; Trypanosomatidae
Exons: 1
Coding region: 1-1641 (546 amino acids)
Source: RefSeq, a predicted model, not a curated record
AUGACUCAGCCACUACGGCUCCAUGUGGAUGUGCUGCGGGGCCGCAACUACCCACAGACGGAGGACGAUCCCUGUCCGUGUUCCACACGCGUGCAGCUCGAGCCGCGGGAUGCCGACGGCAAGAAUCCACUCGCCCCACAAUUCACAACAGCGCUGCAGCCAGACUCCAACGCCCCAUUCUACCACGACUCGGUGGACUUUGAUAUCCCACCAGGCCACUCCACCGUCACACUCGCCAUCGCCCUGCUGGAGACAACACGGAAAGUUGAACCGUACGUGCUCCUACAUGGAGUCCUUCAAGUUUCCCUCACCACACGCGGCAGGCAAGAAACAGUCAUCCCACUCACUAAACACAAUCCCAUCGACGAUCCAGAAGCCGCCCAGGAAGAGGUGAUGGAAGCCACAGAAAAUGACGAUCCAUCCCCAGUGUUAAGUCUCCGCUAUCAAGUAUUGCGACAGAAGGGUAACGAUGAUGAUGAUGAUGUGGACGUUCACGCUGAUGUUGCAUUACCGUCAAAUGUGACUCUCACAGGCGCCAAAUCUCUUGUUCCAAAGGAGUCUCGGUAUGUGUGGGUAAAUCUCACGUCUGAUCCUCGCUGGUUAGAGGCGUUCCGCUACGCACUCGUACAUGAGUGGCGGGACCGACAACCCUUAUUCCUGGAUAUGCCAGCAGAUGCUGGAAAUGGGGUAUCAACGGAUAAUUCUGCUCGAGAAGGAGAUAAAACUGUUGCUGCAAGUAAAUCCAAUGCACGACCAUCAGUAUCAUCUGCAAUUGAUAUUCGCUCUAUUGGUGAUGUUAUCAUAAAGAGGUGGUGUUGCCUUAGGUCCCAUGAAGUUUUAACACGACUUCGUCUCUGUGCAGAAGCCUUUGAUCGUGGUGAAAAAUCGCUUUAUUUUACUCGAGAACGUGAGCUCUCAUAUAGACUUCAGCGUAAGGAGCGCAUUUACCUCUUAAAGGAAAUGACUCAAGAUAUACUAUCUAAGACCAAGAAUACUCCGUUUUGUGAUUCUAUAGAUCAUUUAUGGAUAUUAUUUGCUCUAGGCAUAAAUUAUGAUCCGGCAGGGCCUCGUGCUCUUACUUAUGAUGCUCGUAAGAAGAUCAGAGAAGCUAAAUUUGAUGAAAACGACAAAGUUAUCCUUAACUCAUGUAUUUUAAAUUUUCUUAUCCCUUCCCUCACUGUUGAGCAAUGUGAUAUGAUUUGUGCAGCUGAUGAAAACAGUGCUGCAGAGGCAGCCAAGGUAGAAAACUCUGAAAGAGAAGGGAAAAAUGAAAAAAAUGGUGGUGCUUCAACUGGAGCUACUCCUAAAGAUGCUCAUAUUGCUACUGGAGGUGGUUCUUUGUUACCCCCACAAGCGGAAGUUGAAUUCGCCAUGUCGAUGCUUGAUAUAAUAGGUGCGAUGUUAGAUACACUCACAGAGACAGAGCUAGUGGCGGCCUUCAAGGUAUUUGAACCAGCUGUUAGUAAGGCAUACCAACGUAUUAAAGAUGGAGCUAAGGAGGAAGUUAAUAAAGUGCGCAAGAUGGUUAUUCCCAAACAGAGACAGUGGAAACCGUACAAACCUGGUGAAGGUAUUAAGUUUGAGCAUCUUGACAUCUUGGGACGAAGAAAGAAGAGUUUCCAACGUCCAGAAAAGAAAUAA